This is a messenger RNA of Atta colombica, 2017 nucleotides long. It is a transcript of the gene EF1a-F2, whose product is annotated as elongation factor 1-alpha. Bases 110 to 1495 code for a protein of 461 amino acids. Gene Ontology annotation, biological process: translation; translational elongation. NCBI's taxonomy places the organism in Eukaryota, Metazoa, Arthropoda, Insecta, Hymenoptera, Formicidae. Gene Ontology annotation, molecular function: translation elongation factor activity; GTP binding; GTPase activity. The transcript has 5 exons. The record is from RefSeq and is a predicted model, not a curated record.
GUGAGUAGUUGUUCGUUGUUCGUACGCCGGUAAAACUAUCCGACGAAUCUCAUCCGAGGAUACGACAUCGGACAACAGAGUACUAGAAGAACUCUCCUAAACUACAAAAAUGGGCAAGGAGAAGAUACACAUUAAUAUCGUCGUUAUUGGACACGUCGAUUCCGGCAAGUCGACCACUACUGGUCACUUGAUCUACAAAUGCGGUGGUAUCGACAAGCGUACCAUUGAGAAAUUCGAGAAAGAAGCCCAGGAGAUGGGCAAAGGUUCCUUCAAAUAUGCCUGGGUACUCGACAAACUUAAGGCCGAACGUGAGCGUGGUAUUACUAUUGACAUUGCCUUGUGGAAGUUUGAAACCUCUAAAUACUAUGUGACGAUUAUCGAUGCUCCUGGACACAGAGAUUUUAUCAAAAACAUGAUCACUGGUACCUCGCAGGCUGAUUGUGCCGUAUUGAUCGUCGCUGCUGGUACUGGUGAAUUCGAGGCUGGAAUUUCAAAGAAUGGACAGACUCGCGAGCACGCUCUUCUCGCGUUCACCCUUGGUGUCAAGCAGUUGAUUGUCGGAGUUAACAAAAUGGAUUCCACCGAGCCCCCGUAUUCUGAGACUCGAUUCGAGGAAAUUAAGAAGGAAGUGUCGUCCUACAUCAAAAAGAUCGGUUACAAUCCAGCCGCUGUUGCAUUCGUGCCAAUCUCCGGCUGGCACGGAGACAAUAUGUUGGAAGUAUCCGCCAAGAUGCCCUGGUUUAAGGGAUGGGCUGUAGAGCGAAAGGAAGGCAAAGCCGAAGGUAAAUGUCUUAUCGAAGCUUUGGAUGCCAUCCUACCACCUACCAGGCCAACUGACAAGGCCCUUCGUCUUCCCCUUCAGGACGUGUACAAGAUUGGUGGUAUUGGAACAGUACCCGUCGGUCGUGUUGAGACUGGUGUACUGAAACCUGGUAUGGUCGUUACUUUUGCACCCGCUGGAUUGACGACUGAAGUUAAGUCCGUUGAAAUGCAUCACGAAGCUCUGCAGGAGGCUGUGCCCGGCGAUAACGUUGGUUUCAACGUCAAGAACGUGUCUGUUAAAGAAUUGCGCCGUGGAUACGUCGCUGGAGAUUCCAAGAAUAACCCACCCAAGGGUGCUGCUGAUUUCACUGCACAGGUCAUCGUGCUCAAUCAUCCUGGUCAAAUCAGCAACGGAUACACACCUGUAUUGGAUUGCCACACUGCUCACAUCGCCUGCAAGUUCGCUGAAAUUAAGGAGAAGUGCGAUCGCCGUACUGGCAAAACCACCGAAGAAAACCCGAAGGCCAUCAAGUCCGGUGAUGCCGCCAUUGUUGUCCUGGUACCCAGCAAGCCCAUGUGUGUUGAGGCUUUCCAAGAGUUCCCACCUUUGGGACGUUUCGCUGUUCGUGACAUGCGUCAGACAGUAGCUGUUGGCGUCAUCAAGGCCGUCACCUUUAAGGAUCAAGCGGGCAAAGUCACCAAGGCCGCUGAGAAAGCCCAGAAGAAGAAAUAACUAUUGUAAUAGUUUCCGUGCAUACACCGAUAGUUUCCGUGCGAAUAUGCCACCGGGCGAACGACGGCGUACAUCAGCCGUAACUCAUCCUCCUUUGUAUGACUUGCGAGAGACGAACUUGGCAACAUUGUCUACAACGGAGUUCCUCGUGAGGACUUUAUCGCGAGCUACGAUCGGAAAUGAGAGAACGAUGAUCCAAUCGCGCAGAUUGGCUCCUCGUGCAUGCAAGAUUGCGCUGCCGCGUUUCCUCGGCGCGCGGACAUUUCGCUUGUCGAAAUGGCUCCGUCAUUUUUUUCAUCGUAAGGAGUUUCGCAGGAAAGAAUACGGGAUGUUUAUCUCUGGCCGAUGAUAUAUAUUUUCGUCUCGUGGGAGUCCGCAAGGAGGAAGAGCGAACUUCGCGCGAGCUAUCGCGAAACAACGUACACCUACCAACUACUUCAUAACGAACAUCAACAUAAUUUAGCGCGGCUUAAUUAUAUUUUCUAAUUACUAUACGGAAAUAAAUUCUGUAUAUAUCCGAUA